Hibiscus syriacus is the source of this 1373-nucleotide messenger RNA. Its product is annotated as probable prolyl 4-hydroxylase 3. The record is from RefSeq and is a predicted model, not a curated record. The transcript is spliced from 8 exons. Bases 113 to 976 code for a protein of 287 amino acids. Gene Ontology annotation, molecular function: L-ascorbic acid binding; iron ion binding; procollagen-proline 4-dioxygenase activity. NCBI's taxonomy places the organism in Eukaryota, Viridiplantae, Streptophyta, Magnoliopsida, Malvales, Malvaceae. Gene Ontology annotation, biological process: peptidyl-proline hydroxylation to 4-hydroxy-L-proline. Gene Ontology annotation, cellular component: endoplasmic reticulum.
AAAUUCUCUGAUACUUUUCAUCCGAGUUUUACCCAGAAUCAGGGGUGAUUUUCUUCCACCGAUCCCUGGGUUUUGAGCUGAUUUCUCUCGUGUCAUCUCCGUAAAUUCAAGAAUGCCGAAAUUGAGACAUUCUCGGUUGCAGGCGAAGAAGCUGCCGACAGCGACGCUUGUAUUAUUCAUGUUGUUUAUGUUAACGGUAGUUUUAUUGAUGCUUUUAGGACUAGGGAUUUUCUCUCUUCCGAUAAACAGUGAUGAUUCUCCGCCCACUGAUCUUACUUCUUAUAGACGCAUGGCCUCUGAAAGAGGAAAAGGCUUGGGGAAAAGAGGGCAGCAGUGGACUGAAAUCCUUUCUUGGGAGCCUAGAGCUUUCAUUUAUCAUAAAUUCUUGUCCAAGGAAGAAUGUGAAUACCUAAUCAGUCUUGCUAAACCUCACAUGGCAAAGUCCACUGUUGUUGAUAGCAAAACAGGGAAAAGUACAGAUAGCAGGGUGCGUACAAGUUCUGGUAUGUUUCUGAGAAGAGGGCAAGAUAAAAUCAUUAGAAACAUAGAAAAAAGGAUAGCUGAUUAUACUUUCAUUCCUGCAGAGCAUGGAGAAGGCCUUCAAGUUCUCCACUAUGAGGUUGGACAGAAAUAUGAUGCACACUUCGAUUACUUCCUUGAUGAAUUCAACACUAAAAAUGGAGGCCAGCGGAUGGCUACUGUGCUUAUGUAUUUGUCAGAUGUUGAAGAAGGAGGUGAGACAAUAUUUCCAGCGGCCAAGGGAAAUGUUAGUGCUGUGCCUUGGUGGAAUGAAUUGUCUGAAUGUGGUAAACAGGGUCUAGCUGUGAAGCCAAAGAUGGGAGAUGCAUUGCUGUUCUGGAGCAUGAGGCCUGAUGCCACACUAGAUCCUUCAAGUUUGCAUGGUGGGUGCCCUGUGAUUUCGGGGAACAAAUGGUCCUCAACAAAGUGGAUUCAUGUUGAAGAAUACAAGGCUUAAGCUGCUGUAUAGAGGAUGACAGGGUACAUCAGUACAUGUUAUAACCGUGCAGUUCUGAGGAAGUGUGAUUGAAGCAACCCCCUUUAGACUCGGGUCCAUCAAUCUCUUUUUGACGGGGCACGGUGUCUCUAGACCUAAUCCUUAGGUUGAGAAGUAAUUGUUCUCGUGUAUUCUGCUGGAAACUAUCGGGUUAAGAGAAUGCGGUUCAUACGUGUUAGGUCCUAUAAAAUCCGAUUGUAAAGUAGCUAAAUAAUAAUGAAUAGAAGUAUCUUGGAGCUAUUGUGAGUCUGGUGGUUUUAAAAUCAAAAGUACGUACUAAAGUUACCGGCUAUUUUGUUGUUAACACACUGAUGUGGCCCAUAGUUCAUAAAAACAGAAACAAGCUGGAUAGACAAAA